AAAUAAUAAAAAUCCAAAUGGUAUUAAUUAGUUUAAACUUAUUAAACUAUUUUGUCAUCUUUUUAGUUAUUUAAGAAUUCUAUUAAAACUUGUAAAAUUCUAGUUACAAAUAUAAUUUAAUGCAUAAAUCUAAUGAAUUUGGGAGAAAAUAGAAAUGUAUAUAGAGUUAUUUCAUUGUCUUAAAUAGUUAAAUACAUGGAUAAUAAAGUAUAUCAAUACUAUUAAAAGGGAAAGAUUUUGAAAAAAUCUACCUAUGAAAGUUGUUUGGACCUAUUACUUUUAAAUUUUUUUGGACUUAUCCUAUAUAUUAUAACAAUAAGUGAUAACUUUUUUUACCGUAUAAACCCCCGAUUAUUACUCUAACCAUGCGAAUUGUAUACAUUAUUAUUUAUACAUAACCAUUAAAACCGAUUGCUAAAUCACCCUACCCAAACAAAAUACAUUACAUGAACCAAAACCAAAGCACAACCUAUUAUAACUGUUACUUUAACGAAAUAUUCAUUUCCCUCACAUACUACCAUCGACUACAAAACACGUUACAUAUAAGACACUACACUAUAUAGAAGCUUUAUACAAAAUUUGGGUGUAAGAUUAUAUGAUUCAACCACUAAAUUUUAUUAGUGAAAUAAUCUUCAAGAUUAUAUGAUUCAAACACUAAAUUUCAUAAUUAUGAAAAGCAAAACAAAACCAAACCCGCGCUUGAAAGCGCGGGUCAAAAUCUAGUUAUAUGUUUAUAGUACUACUAACUAGGACCGAGUAUCUAGUGGGGAAGUUUUGUUACAAAAUUAUUAGAAAAUAAAACACUUUUUAAUAAUUGGUGAGAAUAAUGAGUAAUUUUAUGAAUGUUUGGUGGGGUCAUCGACCUAAUAGACAACUCAUUGAUUUCUUUUUACGUCAGGGACAGUAUAUCCAAUGCGAACAAUUUCUAAUAAUCUUCAGUUAUGCCAAAUAGAAUAUGAAAGCGCCAAAGUCUAUGAAGACAAGAUGAAAACACGUUUGCGAUAUGUCCUUGCUCUCUCAUCUAAAUCAAAUGACGUUCAGCAUGGGAUAUAGUUGCUUGAGGGUGAGUGCAUCUUUUUCUUUUCUUCUUCAAAGUUCUAUAAAUCCUCCUUUUGUUGUGGUUGUGUGCAGAAUCCAUAAAUCCUUUUGUUGUUGACGGACCUGGGGAUGAACGUCUGGAGGAGCGGCGGGAGCAAGGGGAGUGGCUGGACGGUAACAAUCUCCUUUUAUUUUUCCGUUAAUAUUUUGAUUGUUAGAACCAAAUUAUUAAUGGCUAAGAUGCUCUGGCACUGAUCUAUAUAUAGUAUUGUAAGGAAUGUAGUAUUGUCGUGUGUCUAUGUUCAUAUAGAGGUCUAAGGCAAUUAUUUUUAAUAAAAAAGAAGGGGUCAGUGUUUUAAUUUGGUUCAAACCAAAAAUUAUAUGCAAAUAUUAAGAUAAAUAUAAGCAAACAUUAAGAUGUUUUAUGGCACUUUUUUUUUCUUUACUAAAUUUUAAAAGCAUUACAAAAUAAUAUGAAUAUACGUGAUCUUAUGCAUAGAUAACGGAAAUAUUGUUCACAUGUUCGUUUAGUUAAACUUACAAUCUGCAAAACAAACCUUUUAUUUUAGCUAAAGGAAUCCAAAAAGAAACCAAAUCGUAAUCCAGCCAAACCAAAACUUAAAACAUAACCUAUAAAACCUUUCUCAAAAAAAAAACUAUCAAACCUAAUCGAAGGAUACCAAAUAAAAAGAUCAUAAUCAUACUAUCUCUAUGAUAUUAUUUGAGAAGUCAGUUUCCUAUAUGUCGCUCUCACAUUAACGCUCACGAUGGUUGAUUACACUGAUACCCUUAAUGAAAUAAUUUACAUUUAAAAUACUAGUACUUAUUUAUUUUAUUUAGUUUCCUUUUAGAAUAUUAUCGUUUCGAUAUAUUAAUUUAUGUAAUUUGGAAUCAGACACUUUAGUUUUUUUUUUCAUUUUAAGCACAAUAUAUCUUAAGUUAUACAUAAUAUUCAUAAAAUAUAUUCACAUAUCUAAGACAAUAAUCACCUAAAUGCAAAUAAGAAAUUAACCAAAAUUUUAAUAUAUGGAAUAAAAAUAUUACAAUUGAAUUCAUAGAAGUAAUCCAAUUUACCCAAAUGAUAACUAAAUCGAAUGAAAAACAACAAAAUCGAUUAGAUAUAACAUAUAUAAAAUCAUAUGUAUAAUUAAAAUAACAUAAUAUUAUUAAUAUAAAUGAUGCAUAUAAAUUAUAAAUUAAUUUAAAAUUAAAAGUAAGUAGCAAUCAAUUAUUGUAAUAUAUUUACUUUAAAAAUGUUUAUAUUUGUGCAUGAGCACGAAAAAAUCACCUAGUAUAUAUUAAUUGAGAAGUCACUUUAGUAAUUUUUGUUUACGUGUCGAUCAUAGGUGAGCUCUUACAAAAUUGUUAUAAUUUGAUUGGUCGAUAAUUUUUAGUUUUUAUUUAUUUUAAUUAGAUAUAAAAAGAAAAUGUAAGUCUAUAACCAAUUAAUAUCACUUGCCAAAUAUAAAAGAUUAGUUAGCUUAUGGUAACUCUUAAAUAUAAAAAUGAUCAAUUUGUUUCUCUUUAUAUAAUUUCAACAACUAGUUACCAUAAAUUAUUAUUUGUAAUAUUAUUUAAAAGUAAGCAAAAUUGUUAUGUACCAUAAUUUCAACAAUUAGUCACCUAUGAUCGACGCGUAAGCAAAAUUCACUAAAGUGUUCAAAAUACAAACAUAGGUAACUAAUUGUUGAAAUUAUUACAAAUAAUGAUUUAUGGUAACUAAUGUUGAAAUUAUAGAAAUACAUAAAAUAAUAAACGACAAACUGUUUAAAGAAAAAGGAAACCAUGAGUGACGACGGCGAGGAGAUCAGAGGUUUUGUGGAAGCCGUAGAAUCUUUCUUCAUCAGCGGUAGAAAUGGGGAUGGCGUUCUACAUUCUGAUGAGAAUAUCAUCAGUGUAAGUUUCUCUCUUUGUGUUUUGUGUCGCGACUUUGAUUUUUUCUUAGUUGGGCUUGGAAAUUUUGAAUCUAAGUUUGAGGUUAAUGACUUAGCUUGUUUUUGAUUCCGCAACUAACAUUUUGUUUUAAUCUUCAGUUAUGCCAAAUAAAAUAUGAAAGCGCCAAAGUCUAUGAAGACAAGAUGAAAACACGUUUGCGAUAUGCCUAUGUCCUUGCUCUCUCAUCUAAAUCAAAUGACGUUCAGCAUGGGAUAUAGUUGCUUGAGGGUGAGUGUAUCCUUUUCUUUUCUUCUUCAAAGUUCCAUAAAUGCUCCUUUUGUUGUGGUUGUGUGCAGAAUCCAUAAAUCCUUUUGUUGUUGAAGGACCUGGGGCCGAACGUCUAGAGGAGUGGCGGGAGCAAGGGGAGUUGCUGGAAGGUAACAAUCUCCUUUUAUUUUUCCAUUAACAUUUUGAUUGUUAGAACCAAAUUAUUAAUGGCUAUGAUGCUCUGGCACUGAUCUAUAUAUGGUAUUGUGAGGAAUGUAAUAUUGUCGUGUGUCUAUGUUCAUAUAGAGGUCUAAGACAAUUAUUUUUAAUAAAAAAGAAGUGGUCAGUGUUUUAAUUUGGUUCAAACAAAAAAUUAUAUGCAAAUAUUAAGAUAAAUCUAAGCAGAUAUUAAGAUGUUUUAUUGCACUUUUUGUUUCUUUACUAAAUUUGAAAAGCAUUACAAAAUAAUAUGAAUAUACGUGAUCUUAUGCAUAGAUAACGAAAAUGUUGUUCACAUGUUCGUUUAGUUAAACUUACAAUCUGCAAAACAAACUUUUUAUUUUAGCUGAAGGAAUCCAAAAAGAAAUCAAAUCGUAAUCCAGCCAAACCAAAACUUAAAACACAACCUGUCAAACCUUUCUCAAAAAAAAAACUAUCAAACCUAAUCAAAGGAUACCAAAUAAAAAUAUCAUAAUCAUACUAUAUAUAUUAAUUGAGAAGCCACUUUAGUAGUUUUUGCUUAAGUGUCAAUCAUAGGUGAGCUCUUACAAAAUUGUUAUAAUUUUAUUGGCCGAUAAUUUUUAAUUUUUAUUUAUUUUAAUUAGAUCUAAAAAUAAAAGGUAAGUCUAUAACCAAUUAAUAUCACUUGCCAAAUAUAAAAUAUUAGUUAGUUUAUGGUAACUCUUAAAUAUAAAAAAAUGAUCAAUUUGUUUCUCUUUCUAUAAUUUCAACAACUAGUUACCAUAAAUUAUUAUUUGUAAUAUUAUUUAAAAGUAAACAAAAUUGUUAUGUACCAUAAUUUCAACAAUUAGUCACCUAUGAUCGACACAUAAGCAAAAUUCACUAAAGUGUUCAAACUACAAACGUAUGUAACUAAUUGUUGAAAUUAUUACAAAUAAUGAUUUAUGGUAACUAAUGUUGAAAUUAUGGAAAGAGAAAUAAAUUGAUGAUUUCUUAUAUUUAAAAAAUACAUAAAAUAAUAAACGACAAAUUGUUUAAAGAAAAAGGAAACCAUGAGUGACGACGGCGAGGAGAUCGGAGGUGUUGUGGAAGCCGUAGAAUCUUUCUUCAUCAGCGGUAGAAAUGGGGAUGACGUUCCACAUUCUGAUGGGAAUAUCAUCAGUGUAAGUUUCUCUCUUUGUGUUUUGUGUCGCGUCUUUGAGUUUUUCUUAGUUGGACUUGGAAAUUUUGAAUCUAAGUUUGAGGUUCAUGACUUAGUUGCCAAAUAGAAUAUGAAAAAGCCAAAGUUUAUGAAGACAAGAUGAAAACACGUUUGCGAUAUGCCUAUGUCCUUGCUCUCUCACCUAAAUCCAAUGACGUUCAACAUGGGAUAGAGUUGCUUGAGGGUGAGUGUAUCUUUUUAAGUCUUUUCUUCUUCAAAGUUCCAUAAAUCUUCCUUUUGUUGUGGUUGUGUGCAAAAUCCAUAAAUCAUUUUGUUGUUGUGGUUGUAUGCAGAAUAUCUUGAAGAUUGUGAUUGACCACACAUGUCUCUUCUAGUUUUGGCUCUUGGUUACUUCAAGAUCGAGAAUUAUGAAAAGAGCAGUGCUACCUUUAAGACUUGUAUCGAGGUUGUCAACUUCCUAUUCUCUUGAUUUUUUAUUCACUCUUAUCAUACUUACUGGUUUUGUUCACAGUUGAAACAAUCAUAGAGUGUUCCACAGCUUGUGAAAUCUCUACAUUUGUGAUAAUCAGCUAAGUUCUUAGAUAAAGAUGAGGCGGGUAUCGACAUGACAACAUAUAAAAGUACAGCUGAAUCAAACAAACUUGUCACUACGUUUUAUGUUGCUCAUGAGAUAGUGAAAAGUGCAUUAAUUGUGCAGUUGAAGCGUAUAUGCUCUUUGAGAAUCAAGAUGAAAAGCCAACUGUCAGUGAACUUCAUACUAAACUUGGUUUCGUCAGAUAGAGGCGUGAAUAAUAAAGGGAAGGACCAGAAGAAAAUAGUUGAUUUCAAGUUUGUUUGUUAAUGAUCAUUUUCAAAUGUUAUCACAAUUAUGCUAGUAUGUUAGACUUGAUGUUUGUUUGUUAAUGCUUUUUCAUAUCCUAUGUUUGACUUAAAGUUUGUUUGUUAAUUUGGAACUUUAAUAUUAUUAUUUUUAAUAUAGUGAAAUUAUGUAACUAAACAUUUAUAUUUCUGAAAAAUUGAUCAAUGGUUUUCUGCCAUGUGUUCCUAACAUAAUUUAUUGAGUUUCUAGUGGUUCUUUUUAGACAUAUUAGUUCUGAACAAUUUACUUCUUUUUUCUUACUUUUUGAUUUAUUUUAUUAUUUUAAUUAUUGAGAUAUUCCCUCAAAUCAUGUCAACGGAAGUGUCCUUAAACCAUCUCCAAUGGUUUACAUAUUUGUCUCCUCGAAAUGAUUCAAACUCAAAAUAAAUUUGUGAUUUUCUCUAAUUAUUUUCCUCAUUUUCUCUCCUAAUUCUUAAUAUAUUAAUUUUUCAACUUUUUAUAUAUUGCAAAUAACAUCUUUUAUUUUAUAUAAUUUAAAAUUUUGUUCACUUAUUUAAAAUUUUAAACUAAAAUUUAACUUUACUAAACUAAACUACUAUUGUAUUAAUAAAAUUACAUAACCAUAUACAAUACAAUAGUAUAGUUUUUUAUUUAAACAUCGUUAUUAACUUAUUACUGCAUCUUUCCCAUAAAUAACAAAUUAACACAUGUUCUGUGUUGUGUUAGGUUUGUAUGUGUUUAAAAAAAUUAUAUUAGUUAUAUAUUUUUUUAAUCUUACUGUUUAUUAUUUAUUAUACUUUAUUAAACUAUAAGUUAAAGAAAUUUAAUCAGUGUGAAUCUGGUUGAAUGGUUAAAGAUGAUGGUCUCUCUUUAUCUUUGUGAUAUUUGGUUAAUCUUCGAAAAUCUUCACUUUUGGCUUUUAACAUGUCACACAUUAGCCAUUGUUGUUGUACUAUGAAUGGAGUUCUGGCUUUUCUGCACCUGCCACUUGACUUUGGGAGACACACUUAACAAUCACCAUAGUAACAGAAGUAGUGUUUGUCUAGAGAUCUCAGGUCUAUGAAAAAGAGAAUGCUUAUACAACGCAUGGUCCAGUUUUGGAGGAAAGUUGGCACAUACCUCGUGGAGAAAGAAAUCACAUUCGGUACAGUUGUAGAAAUCAUGAGAGCUAUACAGCUGUAAAAUUCAAAAUUAAUCCAUUUGUCAAAAUUAUCCAAAAGAAAAAAAAAACAUUUGUCAUAUAAAAAAAAUCAUCUUAGACCAAAAAAAUAUUGAUUUCCCCAAUUGUUUUUCUUUGUCAACUCUCCUAAAAUACUUAAAUAUCGUUACAUUAUAAUCUUCAUUUAGCGCUCAAAUAUUCAUCUCAUCCCCUUCUCACAUACUCUUCUCAUAUACUCUGUUUCAUCCUCUCGUCUCAAGAAUCUGAAAAGCUUUUUAGGCAUACCAUUGGAAGGUAAGAGGUCUCGUUUUCAUAGCUCCGCUUAAAGUUAGUCGGCUCCUUUACUUACUUCUCUCUCACGUAAAACUCUUUGUAUAGGAUCGCUCUCUCGAGCGGACCUUUCUUGAAAUGGAAGGUUACAAGAAAGCGAACCCAAGUUCCAGAGACGUGAUCAGCAAGUUACCCGAUAACAUCCUCUGCAACAUCUUGUCUUUCUUGACGACAAAGGAGGCUGCUUUAACUCUGUUACUCUCUAAGAGAUGGUCGAAUCUUCUCCAACUGGUACCCAUCCUCGACUUCGAUGACUCUGUAUCAAACCAUCGCAAAGUCGGUCCAGUGAAACUCGUGGCUUUCAAGAACUUCGUGGAGAGUGUACUGUCCCAGCGAUUCAAGAACUCGUCUUCUCCGGUCAAGAAAGUCUCUCUCAGGUUAAGCAAUGAAUAUAUCGAAAGACGCAUCGUUAAACGGUGGAUACAGCAAGUAAUAUAUCAUGGUGCCUUGGAGCUUACGCUACGCUUAGAUUACAACAGCAACUUUACUAUGCCUUUCAGAGUCCUUACGAGCAAGGCUCUUGUACACCUUAGGAUCGGUUCAAGAAUCCGUCUUACACAGCCUCGUCCGAACUCUGUCUCUCCGAUGCUUAACUCGCUCGUUCUUGACUCGGUUCUGUUUGGGAGUGUUACUCUUUUGUUACAAUCGGUUCUAUCAGUUUACCCUAACCUUCAGAGCCUGAGGAUCCAUGAGUCCAAGGGCUGGUACUAUUGGGACGGGUCUGUUUCAAGUCAGACACUCAAGAGACUUGUGUACAGACGCGAUGAUGAUACUUCUGGUCCUAAGCGUUGUGUUACGUUUGAUACUCCUGCGCUUGUUUACUUGGAGUAUUCUGAUGUGGUUGCUGAUAAGUAUGAGAAUCUGAGUUUGGACAGCUUGGUUGAAGUUAGGCUUGAUCUUCAGUUGACUGCAGAUCAAAUCAUGCGCAAGAAUGCUACAGACAGUGUUGGUUUUGUUCCCGGUGAUGUUUCAACUUUGUUCAUGGGGAUCAAGAACGUCAAGAUCCUCUGCUUAUCUCCUGAUUCUUUAGAUACGCUCUACUACCGUGGUGGUGACAUGCCGGUGUUCAACAAUCUGAUUUGCUUGUCUCUAGGAAGCGAUCAUAAACCUCGUGGCAGUCCAUACAUCUUCUGGAAGUUGCUUCCAUCUCUGCUUCUCAACUCGCAAAAUUUACAAACUCUUAUCAUCAAGGGUCUAGUGCACUAUGCUAAAGAAGGAUCAUGUGAAAGUGUGUGGACUCAACCUAUUUCUUGGGAUGAUGUGUCUGAGUCUCUGUCAUUAUGCGGAGUGAAGGUUCUAGAGAUCAAUGGGUAUGAAGGAACUCAUGACGAACUUACUCACAUGAAGCGUUUCUUAAGAAAAUUAUCGCGUCUUGAAAUGGUUAGGGUUAUUACUCCUAAAGGGGUUGAUGAUGGAGAGAGAUACCGUUUCAGGACUGAUCUUUUGCAUCUUAUAGCUACACCCAAAUGCGAGGUUCAGGUUCAUGGAAGAAAGUGUUUGAUCACUUCCCAAGUUUAUUGUUUUUAGUUUUGUAAUAUGAAUCUGCUGUUACUGAAUACUGAGCUUUACUCUUUGUUACAUAUAUAGUUGUACUCGCCAAUAUUAAUGAUAAAAUAGAUUUUUCAUAAAUAAGAAAAUAGCCCCAACUUGGGAUAGGAGUUGGUCUAUUUGUCAAGGAUACUUGUCAAAGUUGUAAAGUAAUUAGCAACUUUGUUUUUGUUAAAAACUGACCAGUGUUAUUGGAACAUAUGGUAUGUAUAUAUAAUAUUAGACAGAGUUUUAAAAUAGAUAGGUUCUGUAGAGAUAAAAACAACAAAAACUUGAUACUAAAACAAGAAACAGAGCCCCCUCGUUAAUAUCUUUUGUGUUGUGAAAUCUCCAUUCUGCAACGCUUCAAUUUCUAUCUUCUUUAGUUUUUCGAACAAAACCAACUGUUUCACAAAAACCAUGGUGAUAAGUCAAAACCUUCAAUGUAAUAAUAAAAGCUGAAUAUGAAACCUCUUACUUCUGCAACAAGAGGCGGCCGCAUAGCCGCAUGGCCGUUAGCAUGUCGUUCGAAUACCUUCUUUCUUUCCAAAUGUGCUGAAGCAUGUAAAAUUAGUGGAGUUACUUUAAAAAAAAAAAUCAAACAUUACGGGUCAUAAUUUGCUAAAAAUAGAUUGGUCUUACUCGAUUCGUAUCUUCCCCCGAAUUCUCUUGAAUUCUUAAGCUCUAUGGCAGCAUCUUUCAAGCAUGCGUUCUCGCUUUCUGCAAUGGCAUCAAGCGCCUGAGAAGAAAGUACAAAAAUAAGUUUCACAAACCACAUUAAAAGUCACAUUAAAAGUAUUUAACUUUCAAAUGAACAACACACUACCUUGUUUAGCUUGUCUAUUACAUCUUGAAAAACUUUGAUCUUAUUCUUCUGGGCCUUUUCGGCUAUCCACUUCCCCAACAUAUUAGAGAAACCCAUUCUGAUCUACCUAACAAAAUCCAAACAAUCAAAAUAAAAAAAUCCUAACUUUAACACAAACCUCUGACAAUAUAGAUAUGAUAUUAGAGCACCAUUAUCCCUAAAAGGUACUUAGUAUAAAAUGGAGAAUGUGUAAUAUUUUGGACGUUUAGCAUCAAUGCAAACAGCAAACAUAACUGAAGAAGUUUAAGACAAUCAAAUCUUGUUGAUCAAUAAACUAAAUAAAAAAUACAAUAAAAACAAUAUCAGUUAAAAAUGUUGAUUUCCCUUUGGGCAAUUCUCCUAAAUAGACAAUUUUCAAGUUUUGAUCACAAAAAUAGACCACAAGAAGAAAAAUGACUAAAAUAUUUUAUUUAAUAGGUAAAAUGACCCUAAUACUUUAGAUAUAAAAAAAAAUUUAUUUUAUUUUUUCAAAUUUUCUUUUUGUAAUUCGAAAAUACUUUUUGAAACUAUUUUUAAAUUUUUUAUUUUUAAUAUUUAUUUUUUAUUUUAUAAAAUUUUAAAUCUCAAUCUCAAAGCUCCACCCGUUAACUCUAAACCCUAAGGUUUAGAUUAAUUAACUCUAAGGGUAUAAAUAUAUAUUUAUUUUUUUAAUGAAAUAUUUUGGUCAUUUGAUCCUUAGAAUUUAUAUCUGUGACAAAAAAAAAUUUAAUGCUAUUUUAAGAUAUUUCCUUUCCCUUAAAAACCGAAAUUAUUUAAAUGGUAAUUACGGUAUAGGCCCAAAGGCUCAAUAACCCGAUUGCAUUUAGUGAUGAACUACUCAUCUUCGGUGUUUCAGAAAAAAAAAAAUAAA
This is a messenger RNA of Brassica rapa (field mustard), 10073 nucleotides long. Its product is annotated as F-box protein At3g59150. The record is from RefSeq and is a predicted model, not a curated record. Gene Ontology annotation, molecular function: protein binding. Lineage: Eukaryota; Viridiplantae; Streptophyta; Magnoliopsida; Brassicales; Brassicaceae.